Messenger RNA from Phragmites australis (common reed), 1443 nucleotides. RefSeq names its product glycine-rich protein 2-like. Bases 391 to 1113 code for a protein of 240 amino acids. Gene Ontology annotation, molecular function: nucleic acid binding; zinc ion binding. NCBI's taxonomy places the organism in Eukaryota, Viridiplantae, Streptophyta, Magnoliopsida, Poales, Poaceae. The record is from RefSeq and is a predicted model, not a curated record. The transcript has a single exon.
UAUAAAGAUUCCUUCUGUGACCGUCAGGAUCCUCUAUGAUAGAAUUCAUUCAUCCGGUCAAAAUCUCGACAGAAACCAACAGAGCUGCCUCCAUGGCGCUGGCGGAGUCCACUCGGCCCGCUCCUGCCAGGUGGGCCACACCACACGUGAGACACGCGAGCGGAGCCCACCACACCACUGCUCGCCCACAUCGCCCGUCCGUGCAAAUCUCCGAAGCGAUACCAGCCGUCCGAUGCUCCCGCGAAUGCUCUCGCCUUCCUCGCAUGCCCCGCCGUCCGCUAUAAAUAUGCUUCUCCCUUGGCCGUCCCGAGCAGAUAAGAUCAUCGCGCGGCGCGGUGAAAAAAAAAAAUUCCAACCGAACCAACCCUAGCAGUAGUUAGGGUUUCGGCGAUGGCGGCGGCGGCAAGGCAGCGUGGGACGGUGAAGUGGUUUAACGACACGAAGGGGUUCGGCUUCAUCUCCCCCGAAGACGGUAGCGAGGACCUCUUCGUCCACCAGUCCUCCAUCAAGUCGGAGGGUUUCCGCUCCCUCGCCGAGGGCGAGGAAGUCGAGUUCACCGUCUCCGAGGGUGACGACGGCCGCACCAAGGCCGUCGACGUCACCGGCCCCGACGGAUCCUUCGUCAAGGGUGGCGGCGGCGGCGGCGGCGGCGGCGGCUUUGGAUCCCGCGGCGGGGCCGGAUCUGGCGGAGGUGGCCGCAGCUACGGCGGUAGCUGGGGCGGAGGGAGGAGAUCCGGCGGUGGAGGCGGCCCCGGCGCGUGCUACAAGUGCGGCGAGCCGGGCCACAUGGCCAGAGACUGCCUCAGCGCCGACGGCGGAGGUGGUGGUUAUGGCGGAGGUGGUGGUUAUGGCGGUGGUGGUGGUUAUGGUGGUGGCGGCGGCGGCUGCUUCAAGUGUGGUGAGCCUGGCCACCUGGCUAGGGACUGCUUCCAAGGCGGAGGUGGCGGUGGAGGAGGAGGCGGCGGCGGCGGCGGCGCCUGCUACAACUGCGGCCAGACCGGACACCUGGCGAGGGACUGCCAGAGUAACUCCGGCGGCGGCGGCGGCGGCGGCGACCGCUCCUGCUACAACUGCGGCGAGGCCGGCCACAUCGCCCGCGACUGCCGCGCGUGAUGGAUCACAUGGUCUCUCUAUAGAUCUCGCCUAAUUCUUCAUAUUUCGUCGGACUGUUGCUUUAGUUUUGCCGAUCUGGGUUCGAGCGCAUGCCUCCUUCGUAUAAAGGAGGCUUUUUUUUCUUUUCUUUUCCGUUCUUGUCUGGGAUUUGGUAGGAGAACUUAUCAUCGUGUGGUGCUUUUGCUAUGAGUUGGGUUUCGUCGUCGCUAAGAUUAAGAAGAAGAGGUGAGAUGGAUUGUUUUUGUGUGGUGAAGACUGAGGAGAUGACAAAUCUGCCUCCUUUUUUGUGGUUUGCUCCAGAUGAAGAAGGUGAUUACUGUCCGUCAUAAA